GUUAAAGCCACUUGUUCGGGUGACGCGGUUAAGGUGACAGGAGGGACUUAAAUCAGAGCACAAGACACAAUGGCGAGUGGAAGCAGCCGUUUGGAGCAGGCAAAGUGUGGGGCAGAGGAAGUGAUGCACAUCAUGCUGAAGAACAUCGACAGGAGUCAGGAGCGGUCAGAAAAUCUGGACGACCUGAUGGAUCGCGCAAACAAUCUAAGGAACACGAGCGAUAUCUUCAGAAGGACUUCGGUGAAGGUUACGCAGAAGACCCAACCUAAGACCAGGAAGAGGAAGAUCCUGCUUAUCACCAUCGUGGUGGGGGUCAUCGCGCUGAUGCUCACUGUUGUAGGGAUUGCCCUGCUGAGCAGCGGCAGCUCUGACUCUGAGAAGGACACCUCGGAUGGAGCACUUGCUCUCACCACCACAGCACCUACUAAGAACUAGUGAACACAGUGUGGGAGAAGUGCUUCUACCACUGUAGGCGAGAGACACGGUACUUUUGGAUGAACACAAGGGUGGCUUUGGGGGCUCUUCAUAUUUUUUCUCUCCGGAGGAAUGAGGGAGAGAUGCGUCCCUUGUUCAAGGACGAAAUAGUACAGUUGCCUUGAUGGCUCUACCGACAAUCAUUCUGCCCUCUUCCUGUUUUCUUACUUUUAUUUUUGACUCUGCCAGUCAGACGUCCAAUGAGGUCCAGAAGAAAGGGCAGAAAUAUUUUCUUUAGUCUUAACAAUCUU
Messenger RNA from Scleropages formosus (Asian bonytongue), 725 nucleotides. RefSeq names its product vesicle-associated membrane protein 721-like. The transcript is spliced from 3 exons. The record is from RefSeq and is a predicted model, not a curated record. The coding region runs from base 70 to 435 and encodes 121 amino acids. Gene Ontology annotation, biological process: vesicle-mediated transport. Gene Ontology annotation, cellular component: membrane. NCBI's taxonomy places the organism in Eukaryota, Metazoa, Chordata, Actinopteri, Osteoglossiformes, Osteoglossidae.